GGGAGGGCAGGGGGAAGGGUGCAGUUCACGACGACGGGCGUUUUUGUCGUGCUGUCCGCGAGAGAGGCGGUGGAGAAACUGGGAUUUGGAUUUUGCUGCCUUUUUGGAUUUGUCGUGUAACAGUGGGGAGCGACGCAGUAGGGUAGGAGUACCUUGUGCGCAAUUUGAUCCAUCGUCGUCGUCGUCGUCGGCAGACGGGGUUCGGUUGCGGGGAGGAGGAGGAGGAGGGCCCGCUAAGGGCUAGAGAUCGUUUGUCGCUGCGGUGGACGAGCUUCCUUAUGCGGAGGUGGGGGGACGCGCGAGGGCGGACGUCGCAGAGAGAGAGAGAGAGAAUAGAGAAUUGUUUUGGUGGAGAGCCCAGCGAGACGCAGCGAGUGGGAGAGGAGGGAAGGCGCAGGAGCGAGGAGCGGCGAUGAAGGGAAUGAUGGAGGAGGAAGAGGAGGCAGGACGAUGAGGGAUGGAUUGUGGAUGCUGUGACAAGGGGGAGGCAGAGGACGAGCGAGGAGACAGCGAGACGGUCCGACGGGUGCAUGGGCAUCGGGUGAGAGGAAAAUUGUGCAGGCGGAGUGGUCGGGCGUCCGCGGCGAGGUGGAAUUUUGGUGGAUCUUGAAGGGUGUGGCAGUUUUGGCGAGGCUAAGGGGAGAGUGAAGGAUAUGCAACAGCGGCAGCUUCUGACGUUGGUGUACCUCUUUCAUUACCACCAGGUCUGACCUUCGGCGUUGUCAUGGACGCUGCGGCUUCUCCUGCAUCUUCUACUAAUCGCGCAGCUGAGGCCGGUUCCGCCGGGAGCAGUGCCGAUUCUGCCGCCUCUACUGAAUUGGUCGUCAAGCGGCUCAUCAAGCGAGGAAUUCCUGCGAGAUAUGCGGAGAGAGGUCCUGAGGGAUUGAUAGAGUAUGUGAAGGAGGAUCAGUCGCGAGUUCCUGACGUGGUGGGGGCUCUCUUUCCAGAUCAUGAAGAGAUUAAGGAUCCAAAUCAGCCCGGGGAUGAGACACAAGCAACUGCUUGCAGAACUGCAUAUCUAGACAUGUGUCAAGACGCAGUGUCCUGGGUGCAAUGGUUGAUGUUUGGACGAGACCCAAAGGACGCUCUUUCCGACACUGCGGUCGUAUGCAGCGGCGCUAGAGGCAUUUGUGGAGCUGUGUGGGGCAGCAAUGAUAUAGCUUAUCGUUGCAAGACUUGUGAGCAUGAUCCCACUUGUGCAAUUUGCGUUCCCUGCUUCAAAGCUGGGGACCACAGUAACCAUGAUUAUUCUAUGAUCCGCACAACUGGAGGGUGUUGUGACUGUGGAGACGUUACUGCCUGGAAACAAAAUGGAUUUUGUGUUAAACACAAAGGUCCCGGACAUGUACCUUCUCUGCCACAGGAUUUUGUAGUGUCAGCUGCACCAGUGCUAGAAGCUGUCCUGAUCAUCUGGGUUUCUAAACUAGAGAAAGCACAUCAUGCCUCCGAAGGAAAACCCAAAAAGUGGAUGUCCAUGCCUAAGGCGGAAAAAGUAGCUUCACAAACAUCUCUUGCUAUCAUUAAAAUGCUUUUGGAGCUAUGCCGUGCUGGUGAGAGCAUGCUGAGCUUCACUGCGAAGUACACCGGGAUGAAAAGCAUCGGCGUAUUGGAUGCCUUAUUAAAGACCGAGUCGUUUAUGUCGAAACAUGUGAUAGAGAGCUUACAUGAGCUGCUCUACAAGCUGCUUGGCGACAGCAGUUUCAAACACGCAUUUGCCUUAACAUUCAUUUCUCACUACCCUAGGUUCAUGCGGGACUUAGUGGCUGAAGAGCUGGCCAAUCCUUCCAGUCCUAACGCAAUGAUCUCUAGGACCAGGGAUCAUGCAGUUUUGAGCAACUUCUCUGUGCAGAUCUUCACAGUACCGACCCUCACGCCCAAGUUGGUCCUUGAGUAUAAGCUCCUCGAUAUGCUGAUGGCGUCUAUAAAAGAUUUUCUGGUUGCUUGUGUUGGGGAAGAUGGUCGUCUUCUGGUAAGCAAGAGCCCUAUUAGUGGUAGGCUUUAUAGUCGCGUCACAGAAGAUAUUCGCUAUGUGAUGACUCAUUUUGAGGUCGCUCAGUAUGUAACACAGCAUAGAAAGGAUCUAUGUAAGGUCUGGCUGGAAAUACUGGCUUUUGUGCAAGGCAUGCACCCUCAGCGUCGAGUGACUAGUAUACACGUGGAAGAAGAGAAUGAAGAUGGGGAUGCGGCCUAUCAAUUGGAGGUGCAGAUGGCCACCAUCCAUCCCUUAUUUGUUCUUGGAGCAGCCUCCCCGUCUGUCUCAUUUCCUGCAGAAGGGAGUUCUCUUUCCGGUGUUACCAGUGUUGAGGACUGUGCUGACGACGAUGACGACAAUAUGUUCGUUAGGCACGCAAAGGUGGGUCGAAUAAGUCCGAAAGAAAGGAAUGAUAUGGACAUGGGAAGUUCCAGUGGAGCUGAUGUUGAAAUGGCUGAUGUCGCCAACGCUAGCUGUGCUGGAGCCGACGAAUCUCAAUGUACAGAGAGUAUAUUCGGUGUUAGAAGUAGAGAUGGGAGAGGAGCCCAGCAAAGCGUAACAGCUGUUCCUGCGCAUCAGUUAAUAUGGCUGAUCUCUGAGUGUGUAAGCAUUAUCGACAAGUGGCUAGCUGUAGAUAAUUCCAGGGAACUUGCGAAAGGUCCUGGGAAAUCGGUAGCAGAGAGUGGACCUGCUUCAGUGCAACACAGAGGAUCACUCUGGAGAGGUAGAGCAAGAGGUCUUACAAGAGGAACAGCACGGGCAGCCGCUGUAGCAGAGCCUGCCGCCCCUGCAGCCACACCUCCCGCUGUGGUCGAAGGUGAGGGUGGUCCAGGAAGAGGUUUGAGGGAGUGGCUGCGAAGAUCUAGACGACCUUAUGCGGCGAUAGCCAUACUAGAUGAGGAUCGAGGCAACUCAAGGGCGUCUGGAGUGUCUGCCAGCGGCACAGACUCUGCUGACAUGGAUGUCGAUACUGCCGGAGUCUCAGAAACAGUGAGAUCACGUGACACUUCUGGGACAGAAUGGUGGAUGUGUACAGACGAUUCAAGUUCUCUUUCCAGAGUAGGCCAGUCUAACGCAGAUGGUUGGCCGAAAGUGGACUUCGAUGUUAGCCGCCAGGAUGUGUCCUUUCACAUACCUCUUCAUCGGAUGCUAGCGCUCUUAUUGCAUAAGGCCCUAGAGAUGCACUCAGUUGGUAUGGAGCCAGGAUCUUCUAGUGAGAAUCCGAAGUCCACGAAUCCGAGUCCUCUAGAAAAUCUUUCAACCUUGUCUCAGCUUUUACCUUCAAAGUAUCAGGUACCUGGUUUUGCUGCAAGUUUAAUGGAGCAUCCACUGCGGCUUCAAGUGUUGUGUGCCCAAGUACAGGCCGGCAUGUGGCGUAGAAAUGGUCAUCCCACCAAUUCCAUCUGCGAUGUUUAUCGCACAGUUCCCUGGUGCGAAGACAGUUUGGAGCUUGACUUGCUGAUGCUCCAGUGUUGUGCUGUGCUGGCACCUCCUGAAAAAUUUGCUGAGCGAAUACUAUCACGAUUUGGUCUAUCUGAGUAUUUCAAUCUCUUUCUCUGGCGCCCAAAUGAGUAUGAAGCGAGCCUCGCCCAAGAGUUUUUAGUCUUGCUCAUCCGAAUAUGCACAGAAAGAGGCUUCUGCGGAUUAACUCAAAGAGAAUCUUUGAGGAGGGAGCUUAUACAGAGGUUGGCCGUUGCAGAUGCCACCCAUAGCUCACUACUCAAAGCACUUCCUCGGCGCCUACAAGAUAGUCCUUAUUUACAUGAGUGCCUGACUGCUGUAGCGAACUAUCGGAGACCUUCCGGCAUGCAACAGGGAAAAUAUGUGCUGAAGGAAGAGUGCUGGAGUGAGUUGGAUCUCUAUCAUCCACGAUGGAGCCCACGAGAGCUACAGUGUGCAGAGGAGCGAUAUCUCAGGGCUUGCAAGGCUUCUCCUGUCUUUUUGCAGUUACCACGAUGGAAGAAGCCAUAUUCUCCGCUUCAAAAUCUUGGCCGCUUUGUGGUCUCAGGAACAGUGCAUGAGAUAUUGCUCUCUGUAUUCUUUCAUGCCGCAUUCUCUAUCAAUCCUGGGGAUUCUCGAGCCACGGAGGGCUUACUUUUCACUGGAUUGCAUUUACUUGCAUUGGCUCUUGAUGUGUGCUCGUCGGCUAAUUAUAACUGUGAACAUGACAAGAAUGCAAAUGAUGCUGCGUCUAGUCCGGAAGGUAUUGAAAGCAGGCUACCGUAUUCGGGAAAUAUGAAUUCUUCAACGUUUAAGGUGUCUAGCCCCAAACAUGCUUCCGUUGAAGAAGAGAAUGAAUUGCCUCCACUUUUAGCACGUUCCAUUCACAGGGAAUUUGUCGGUGGUGCUGUUGGUUCUGAUGCUGGGAUGACGGAGCCACAGAGCUUAUUGUCAUUGUUAGUCAUGCUUCUGAGAAAGUACAGCUCAGGUGAAGGUGUAAUGGGCACAGUUGUGGAAACUAGCCAAUAUAGUGCAGGAGACUUGAUCAAAUCCUUACUACUCAAAUUUGCCGACCUGCAUCGAGGAUGUAUGUACGAGAUAGAAUCCUUGGUACCUGAAAUUCUUCACAGGCCAUCAGCUGCAUUAAAUAUCGCUUCAAAUUCGAAUUCUGCGGGUGAUAAAGAAUCUGAAGACAAGCAAGCUGUAACAGAUGUUGAAAAGCGUAAAGCCUUGGCCCGAGAGCGUCAAAAGGCGAUCAUGGCGAAGAUGAAAGCAGCCCAGGACAGAUUUGUGGCUAGUUUGAAAGACGAAAAUAUUGACCGAGAGAAAGCGGAGGCUGUUUCAAAACAAACAAGGGAGUCUGUGGAAGUAGGUGAAGGCUCAAGCGAGGAUUCUAAUUCCACGCCUUGUGCUCUUUGUCGAGACACAGGUUCCUCCAGUCAGCUAUGUUUCUUGACUUUAGUGCAGAAAUCCAGAUUACUUGCUCUUGCUCAAAAGCCAACCCCUUCGUGGGAAAGGGCGUCAGCCACAGUUGGAGUAUCCUCGAGUGACAGAGGAAUUGAUGGUGGCAGGAACGCAUCCGAAAGUGGAAACGUGGAAAUGUACACAACAGCACACCUGUGGAAUUGGAUACAGGAAGCACUUGGUGAUGCUGCUACCCGAGAAAGGUUGCUUGAAGGAGAAGCUCUACUUGAAGUGUUUAGGAAUGGGCUGCAUCCUAGAAAUCCUGUUCGAUUAAAUGCUGUAGGCACACCUCCUGCGAGAGCCGUGGAACCUGCGGACACGGAAGUAGAUGAGCCCGAGAUCAAUGGAGAUAACAGCGAAAUCGAGACCUGUCCAGAGACACUGCCUCUACAUCCUACCAACUGGUGGGAGGAGGAAUCAGUGCCUCAAUUUUCUGACGAAUGGACUAGUAGUAGAGAGCUGAACCUUGUUACAGUUUUGGCUGAGUAUGUCGCAGCUGUCUCUAGAGAUCGGAGGAGGCAAGGGGAGAGAGAGGUGCCAAGAACAGUUGAAGUGGAAGUUGCAAGAGAAGGAGGACCGAUACGUCAAAGGCGGAUAACACCAACGCGCAGUAAUUCAGAUGCUUUUGUGAUUACUGGUCUUGGGAUGCAUGACACAUCAGGAGUGUACUUAUCUGCAUGUGGACAUGCAGUGCAUCAGGAGUGUCUCGAUCGAUACGUCUCAUCUCUUUUGCAAAGGUAUUAUAGCAGAGCUCUUUUCGAGGGAGUACAGAUUGUCGAUCCUGAUAUGGGAGAGUUCCUUUGUCCCGUGUGCCGACGUCUCGCCAAUUCCAUUCUUCCUGCCUUUUCUGGAAAUGCCAUCCCUGACAAUCAGAGCAGGGCUCUCAACACAAGAGAAGCCUUGCAGUUACGUCCUUGUGCGGUAGAAUCUAAAGUCUGCAAAGUGGAAACUAGUUCGUCAACAAAUCUGCAGUUGGAUCAAGCAUUCCGCUUGUUGCUGAAUGCCGAGUCUUUGGUCAAUAAAACUGGAUUUCGAAAAGCAGUAAGUACCCAACUGUCAGAUUCAAUCAAAGGGGCACUGGAAACUCUUGCAAUCAGGCUUUAUGGGCUCUUUCAUCCGGACAAAGAUCAUCUUAGUGUACAAGCACACGGACGAGUGCCUCAGAGUUUACAUCUCUGGGAUGUUUUCCGCUACUCGUUAAUGUCUUCCGAGUUAGCAGCUCGAACACGACAGAGGACCAUGCAGGGAUCGUUAAGUGGUUUGGUGAUGCUUGAAGAAGGUGGAGAUGGCGCGAAAGGAUCUAUCUUACCUCUCCUGUUACAGGCUGCCAAAGCAACUCAAGGACAAAGCAGGCAGAUUGUGCUACUCCGAUCACGCGGACUGCAGCUUUUAGUUGAUUCCAUCAUUCAUGGUGUAACCAGAGAUCCGUUCCCCGAACAAACUUUGGCAGGAAACUACACCUCGCUACAACAAUAUCUUGAGAAAAGUCAGGAUUCAUCAGAUGUGCAGUUUUGGAAGCGCUUGGCUGAUCCCGUUCUUAUUCAUGACUCGUUUUCCUCAUUGAUCUGGUUGUUAUUUUGCUUACCGGCGCCACUGCCACCAGAGGGAGGUCCUUUCACGGUGCUCGUGCAUUUAUUCUAUAUGGUUUGUCUCACACAGGUCAUUGCGUAUCAUGGAAUAGCACUCGCGUCAGAAGCCGAAGUAGGGUCAUCCGUACCGAGCUUUGUAACAGCUGUUCAAGCUGCCUUAAGCGGAGCUGCGCUUAGUCCCGUGGAUGAUGACAAAUCUGCUGUUCCCCCCUGUCCAUCGCUGGACGUCAUCCGUCAACUGACAUUACCAUACCUUCGACAAUGUUCCUUACUGAAGAAGCUACUAUCAGGAACAGGUCAAGUGGUGCCUGUAGCUAGGGCCCAUCUUUGGGAGCUCUCACAGAAUAGUUCCUCAGCUUUUUCACGAUCAACCAGCACACCAUCGGGUGAUGGCAGGCACGAGGAGGAGGAAGUUGCGAAUGAGUUGGAAGAACUUGAUCAGCUUGAGACUCUCUUCGCGAUUCCUCCCUUGACUUCUUUGUUGACGGAUGAGCGUCUUCUAAGUGUUGCCCUGACCUGGUGUCAGCAUGCGCGUACUGCUAUAGGCAAAGAAUUUCAUAUCAAGUCAUAUAUACCCCGCCCAGUGAGGGCUGUUCCUUUUAAGUUGAUGGAACUCCCACAUUUGUUUCAAGACCUUUUGCAGCGCUAUGUGAAAGAACGAUGCCUUCGAUGUGGGAAAGUUCCGGAUAAGCCUGCACUUUGUUUAUUAUGUGGGACGCUCGUUUGUGCCAUCACCAGCCGACCAUGUGCCUGCAGCAGUUUGAAUAAGCAAGGUGAAUGCUACCGGCAUGCGAUGGCGUGUGGUGCCGGUGUUGGAGUCUUUCUGAUGCUCCGGAGGACCAACAUUCUGCUUCAGCGAUGUGAACGACAGGCGAAUUGGCCAUCACCUUACUUGGAUGCAUUUGGAGAGGAGGAUAUGGAUCAAAGAGGAAAGCCUUUAUUUUUGAGUGAAGACAGAUACGCCGCUCUUACUGCGAUGAUCGCGUCACAUGGGCUGGAUUACAGUUCUUUGGUGCUUGCUCAAACAACACGUCAGACCCUCUUUUGAUAUUCGAAGAUCACUUCUGAAGUAUGAACUGGUCCUAGACUAUGAUCUCAGCAGCUGGUGUUGAGGCAUGGUUGUCCGGCCUGACGAAGUAGAGACAGAGUAUGGAUACGAUCGUGGUUGCAGGUCGAAUCACGUGAAAUGGAUUUUUUUCUCUCGUGUUAGAUAACACAUGUGACCAAGUUUGAGGAUGGACACGAUAUCUACGUGAAGCCCAUCAGUGCUAUUUGUUACUCAGGUUUAUAAGUUAUCACAUCGUUUGAUGGUUGACCUUCAGUUGGAUCUGAGACCAAAGUGGUUGCCAGCGUCAACAGGACUCGCUGGAACCCUACAUGUCUACCCUGCAAAAUAACAUUAAUGAUAGCAAGCAAUUUUCAGUGUACAGUAAUGACUCAACUAGAGUAGGAGGUGAUGUUUGCAGUGGCAUUUCAUUAGUCCAAUUUAUGCAGGUUUAUCUUACAAAUGUAUAUACUUGCAUUGGUGUGAAUAUAUAUUGGAAACAACUCCUGGAAGUUCAAUUAGUUAGAUUCAACUGAGAAAUGGUGAUUAAACAGUUGUCCAUUUGUCCUUGUAGAAAUUUCAAUACUGGUUGCGUUUUCGCACUUCCGCAACCCAUUGAUAUAUGAUGUAGUAAGGUUGUGUUUUGAUGGAUACUGGAUGUCGUUUUUUCCCAGCGGCCACUUGCUCCUCGGUUCUGGGAUAUACGCGUUGAGAUUUUCUAGUCUUGUUCUAUGGUUUAUUUAUGGAAUUCACUUCGGAUAGGCCCGGCUUGUGGCCGAGAUUUGAUGUCGAUGUUAAGUACUCGGCUUCUACGUCCAGUGUUUGCAUUGGGGCGGGAAUGGGUUGCUCUUGUUCUCAAUGUGUGGAUAAACAGAAGGCACUCUUACGGCGCUUAGAGCUGACUCUGGCUUCUGAGCAGGAGAGCUUGUGUGUGUGCAGGUGGAGGGGUGUCCGAAGUAAAGAUAAGUACUUGGCCCCGUAAAUCACAAUAAACAGGUUUCACCCUCGUAAAUGCUUCCUUACGAUGUAUUCCAAUUCAGACCUGGAUUCAAUGGCGAAGCAAUAAGCCAGUUUAUAUGCUUUCCCAGAUUUCCUUAAUGACUACGUAAGUAAUCUUGAAGGUAUGGUGUGCUGUCAUCUAACCAUCUUGCCAUGUCCAAAUGAGGAGCAUCAUAUUAUAUGGGGAUAAUAUUAGCGAUUUACUUAUGCCCAAAAGGACUUGACAGUAACAUUAUGUGUUGAUAAAUCAUAUCUUACAUGGCUAUACUCAAACGAACGCAAUUCAGAGGUGCUAAUCUUUUUUGAGAGCUAGUGGAUUGAAUAAAUCCACGAAGGAGUUCACAGUACUCUCAAAUGUACUGUUAGCUUGUGAUACAGUUGGUAGCCCAGGGGAAGUCCAAAGUAUUUGUAGCCCGAAUGGUAAAAUGGGCUAAAUAUUAAAUGAAGAAAUGGUUGGUCAGAAGCAUAUAGAAGAUGCUUAUACACAGAAAAUCUCACCUCGGAUAGAGAGCUUUGCUCUCAAAACCAAGAUAAAACCAGCCGAAAAGGCGAGUUAGUAUACUAUGACACAAAAAGUCAAUAUGAUUUCAGACUGAACUGUAGUUUAGAUCCAGAUUUGACGUUUAUUAUUAUGGAACACUCUUCUUAUCAAGAAUUAAAUUUAGAUAUUACUUUGGUUCAAUAUGUCCACAAUCGAUAAACAUGUUUGACUUUUGUUUCGGUAGGGUGUAUUAUUCAUCAGUUUUCUAAAUCGUCCUAGCCAUUCAAAACAUCAGUAUCUUGGAAUAAUACCGUCUGUCAAGUUGAUCUGGUGUAUUCACGACAACACCGUAAAACGGCGACUCGCUUAGUUGCACAAACUGCCGUACUGUCAGUUGUUAGGGAUCCAAUUUCUUUCUAUCUUUCUUGCUUCAUGGUCCAUUCGGGCAGACCCGAGUCAGCCGGAUUUUAUCUUAGUUUAGGGGAUUUGAGGGUCGGCGGAUUUCGACCGGACUCAACUUUCGACAACCAUGUAGACGCUGUCAACUGGAUUAAAUUCCGACAACCAUGUAGAGGCCGCAAAGCCCCAUCUAAAGUAAUGUAGUGGAAUCUAAACUAAAGGUUACUAAAACUAAACCGCAAGAGGGAUAGCUCAGUUGGAAUUCCCAAUAAACUCAACUGUAAUAUUUGUAAUCCAAACAAUGAUAAUAUAUUAUGGCGACAAAAUUUUAGACGGCAAAGUUUAGGGUUUUUGAAAAUAGAAUCACAUCGAUAUCUUCCAGCUCGUUGAUGUUUCGACGUUGCUUUUGGGUGUCAAUGUUAGUGCUUUGAGGAGCUCGUGCUUGUACUUUUCUUGUCAUUUCAGGUGCUUUUUGCAGGUGUGAUGACAAUAUGGAGGCAGGAUGGAUUGUGCAGAAUCCACCGUGUGAUGGACCUUUUAAUUCGCUAAUCUUGAAUUGGUCGAAUGGGACAGCCUAUAUCAAAAGCUGAAGGCUUAACAAUUUUGUUUCGGGAGACUCAUCUUGUUAUAGUGAUGCGAAGACGGAAUUUGUGACACGCUGCUCAUGAAAGGGUGGAGGACCUAGGCACCGUUGGGAAUCAUAUACAAUGUAU
Marchantia polymorpha subsp. ruderalis is the source of this 10102-nucleotide messenger RNA. The record is from the annotation of a GenBank genome assembly. Lineage: Eukaryota; Viridiplantae; Streptophyta; Marchantiopsida; Marchantiales; Marchantiaceae.